Naegleria lovaniensis is the source of this 1113-nucleotide messenger RNA. RefSeq lists its product as uncharacterized. NCBI's taxonomy places the organism in Eukaryota, Heterolobosea, Eutetramitea, Acrasida, Naegleriidae. The coding region runs from base 1 to 1113 and encodes 370 amino acids. The record is from RefSeq and is a predicted model, not a curated record. Gene Ontology annotation, molecular function: protein binding. The transcript is spliced from 4 exons.
AUGGGUCAAAAUAGUACAACUCCUGAAGAAUUAGAAUCAAGCAGAGAAUUCACUGGACACAUUAAAAGUAUUUCAACACUUCAGUAUUUCAAUGGAAAACUGUAUAGUGGAAGUCAUGACUCAUCAUUGCGACAAUGGGAUCCCUCUGGUUCAUGUCUCUUUGUAUUUAAAGGUCAUUCCAAAUUCAUCUCAGCCAUGAUUACCUCUCCCGAAGGUAUCAUUUACACAGGAUCCGACGAUGGAGAUAUUCGUUCAUGGGCUGCCGAACGACAAGUCAUUCUACACUUGUUUAAAGGUCACUCUAAAACCAUCUCUUCUCUCACUUUGCAUGGUAAAAAACACUUGUAUAGUGGAUCCUUUGACAAUGAUAUUCGUAAAUGGGACACUGAAACUGGAGAAUGUUUACAAAUAUUUAGAGGUCAUUCCGAUAUUGUGACUGGUAUUGCUGUGAAAGGAGAUUAUAUUUACAGUUCGAGUGCUGAUAAAACCAUUCGUAAAUGGAACACUGAAGAUGGUACCUUGUUAUUAACAUUCAAUGGUCAUACUUCUUGGGUUUGGGAUUUUGUGGUCAUGGAAGAUGGAUUUCACAUGUAUAGUUGUAGUCAAGACAAAACUGUUCGAAAAUGGAAUUGCACGACUGGUAAAUGUAUGAAAGUCAUGGAAGAGGCAAAAGAUUGUGUGUGUCGUAUUGCUGUGGCAAAGAAUGUGGAUGGAAUGGGAGGAACUCAUUUGAUUACUGCUUCAUGGGAUGGUAUUAUUAGGGAGUAUAGAGUGGAUGAAGGAGAUGAAUGGAAGAGAGAUUUGAAAGGUCAUUCCACUAAAGUGAAGAAUAUUAUGGUCAAGGGAAGAAUUUUAGUGAGUGGUGGAGAUGAUAAUGAUGUGAGAAUUUGGGAUUUGAAACAUGGAAAGACUGUUUGUAUAUUGAAAGUUAGAAAACCAUUCACAAGUAUUUGUAGAGGUAAAUCUAACAAUGUGCUCUAUGUUGCAACUAGGGACGGAAACAUUAAGGAAUUUUCACUUGAAAAGACAAAGAAGAACUUUGAUGGACUCGUUGAAGAUCUUGACACUGAUCAAACAGCGACUCACUAUGCUGAAAGCAACAUUUCUGUUUAA